AUGAGCAGUUGGUUGCGAACCCUUUUCGUCUUCUUCAUCGUGCUCGUCGUCUCGACUUCGGCACUACCGUCAGAUUAUGUUCGGUUCCUGAUUCAAUCAGCGAGAAAUCACGAGAGUUCUUAUUACCCACAGGAAAAUGUCGGAUUCAUGAGAGUCAACCGGAACCAGGGCGCUGGCUCAGUGAGUCUUGACUCACUGGCAUCACUUCCGAUGCUGCGGUACGGAUAA
Messenger RNA from Caenorhabditis remanei, 228 nucleotides. RefSeq lists its product as uncharacterized. The coding region runs from base 1 to 228 and encodes 75 amino acids. NCBI's taxonomy places the organism in Eukaryota, Metazoa, Nematoda, Chromadorea, Rhabditida, Rhabditidae. The record is from RefSeq and is a predicted model, not a curated record. The transcript has 3 exons.